AUGGUCAGACAAUCACAAUCGACAAAGUCAUUGAUGACCUUGAUGAUUAUGAUGAUUGUCGUGUUGCUAGCGAUUAUUGUAGCGCCCACGACUUCAUCAUCAACGCCAUCAUCAUUGGCCCAAUUGUUGGCACGUGAUUACGAAGAAGACGAAUAUAUUAUAGAAGAGAUCGACACUAAAGAAUAUGCUGAUGACGACCUGGAGGCAUCAUCAGUAUUAUAUAACUUUUUGCCAUUCAGUCAGCGCGGCUGUAAUGGCCAGCCCAUUGGCGUUGGCUUUGGCUCAUUGCCAUUCCAGUGCUCGCCCAACAUCACGGGCACCUUCUUCAUCAUGCCCUCGUACAACUCGAAUAGCUACUUCAACCUGUCGUCGAACCAGGCCGACUUUUGCAACGAAGAGUUGUACAACGUUGGGUACAACACGCAAGAGUGUCAGAACAACCUGCAAGCCACCAACUCGUACUAUAUCUCGCGCGAACAAUGGCCGGUCAAGAUCCCGCCCAGCUCAUUCCUCUACCAAUCACUCUACGACUACUGCUCCAAGGUGUCGUCGUACUGGUUCGCCACGAACAACACGGUCAUCACCGAGGGCCAGACCACCACCACCUACUACUGCGACGGCAACAACGAGCCAACGAUCGAGGUGUGCGUCGGCACCAGCUGCAACGUCACACAAGUGGCCAGGAAUUGUCAAAACAACAACCCACAGCUUAUCUACUGCACAUAA
This is a messenger RNA of Acytostelium subglobosum LB1, 726 nucleotides long. RefSeq lists its product as hypothetical. The record is from RefSeq and is a predicted model, not a curated record. The coding region runs from base 1 to 726 and encodes 241 amino acids. The transcript has a single exon. Lineage: Eukaryota; Evosea; Eumycetozoa; Acytosteliales; Acytosteliaceae.